AUGGUAGGUUCUGGGCAGCAGAAAACCUGCGGCGGUGGCUCCGGAAGCGCCAAGUGGCAGCAGCGCCUCCGAGACAUUGCCCAGGUCUGGGUGGAAGGCCCCGGUGAACCGUUUGUGUUGGCUCCGCAGGUGUUUCCGCAGUCCUGCGUCUGGUAUGGAGAGUGUGGGAUUGCUUCUGGAGACAAGAGGUACAACUGCGAGUAUUCCGGGCCCCCGCAGGCACUGCCGAAGGACGGGUAUGACUUAGUGCAGGAACUCUGUCCGGGGUUCUUCUUCGGCAACGUCAGCCUCUGCUGUGAUGUGCAGCAGCUCCGGACCCUGAAAGACAACCUGCAGCUGCCUCUCCAGUUUCUGUCCAGAUGUCCAUCCUGUUUUUAUAACCUGAUGAACUUGUUUUGUGAGCUGACGUGUAGCCCUCGACAAAGCCAGUUUCUGAACGUUACAGAAACCGAAGAGUAUGUGGACCCUGUUACCCACGAGAAUAAAACAAACGUGAAGGAAUUACAGUACUAUGUUGGAGAGAGUUUUGCCAAUGCCAUGUACAACGCCUGCAGGGACGUGGAGGCCCCCUCGAGCAACGACAAGGCCCUGGGGCUCCUGUGUGGGAAGGAGGCCGCAGCCUGCAACGCCACCAACUGGAUCGAGUACAUGUUCAACAAGGACAACGGCCAGGCCCCCUUCACCAUCACUCCCGUCUUCUCAGACAUCCCGGCCCACGGGAUGGAGCCGAUGAACAACGCCACCAAGGGCUGUGCCGAGCCCGUGGACGAGGUCACCGGGCCCUGCAGCUGGUGCGGCCCCCGCCCCCAGCCGCCGCCCCCGCCUGUCCCCUGGAGAAUCUGGGGCCUGGACGCCAUGUACGUCGUCAUGUGGGCCACCUACAUGGCGUUUUUGCUCAUGUUUUUUGGAGCCAUUUUUGCCGUGUGGUGCUAUAGAAAACGGUACUUGGUCUCCGAGUACACCCCCAUUGAUAGCAGCAUAGCUUUCCCGAUGAGUGUCAGCGACACAGGGGAGGCCUCCUGCUGCGACCCGCUUGGUGCCGCAUUCGAGGGCUGCUUGAGGCGGCUCUUCACCCGGUGGGGCUCCUUCUGUGUCCGAAACCCCGGCUGUGUCAUUUUCUCCUCCCUGGCCUUCAUCGUCGCCUGCUCCUCGGGCCUGGUGUUCGUCCGCGUCACCACCAGCCCCGUGGACCUCUGGUCGGCCCCCAGCAGCCAGGCGCGCCUGGAGAAGGAGUACUUCGACACCCACUUCGGGCCUUUCUUCCGCACGGAGCAGCUCAUCAUCCAGGCGCCGCACACCGCCGUGCACACUUACGAGCCAUACCCCUCGGGGUCCGACGUGCCCUUCGGACCUCCGCUCGACAAAGGGAUUCUGCACCAGGUUCUUGACUUACAAACAGCCAUUGAACACAUCACUGCAUCUUACAACAACGAGACCGUGACCCUCCAGGACAUCUGCUUGGCCCCGCUCUCCCCGUAUAACAAGAACUGCACCAUCCUGAGUGUGUUAAAUUACUUCCAGAACAGCCACUCCAUGCUGGACCACGAGAUAGGGGACGACUUCUAUACCUAUGCGGAUUACCACACGCACCUGCUGUACUGUGUCCGGGCUCCUGCCUCGCUGAACGACACCAGCCUGCUGCACGACCCCUGCCUGGGGACCUUUGGGGGGCCUGUGUUCCCGUGGCUGGUGCUGGGAGGCUAUGACGAUCAAAACUACAAUAACGCCACCGCCCUGGUGAUGACCUUUCCUGUCAAUAAUUACUACAACGACAUGGAGAAGCUCCAGCGGGCCCAGGCCUGGGAAAGAGAGUUUAUUAACUUUGUGAAAAACUACAAGAACCCAAAUCUCACCAUUUCCUUCACUGCUGAGCGAAGUAUUGAAGAUGAACUAAACCGUGAGAGUAACAGUGACAUCUCCACCGUGGUGACCAGCUAUGCCGUCAUGUUUCUGUACAUUUCCAUCGCCUUGGGGCACAUCCAGAGCUGCAGCAGGCUUCUGGUGGAUUCCAAGGUCUCCCUCGGCAUCGCGGGCAUCUUCAUUGUGCUGAGCUCAGUGGCCUGCUCGCUGGGCAUCUUCAGCUACGUUGGGGUCCCCCUCACCCUCAUUGUGAUCGAGGUCAUCCCCUUCCUGGUGCUGGCGGUCGGGGUGGACAACAUCUUCAUUCUGGUCCAGACCUACCAGAGAGACGAACGCCUUGAAGGGGAGACCCUGGACCAGCAGCUGGGCAGGGUCCUGGGAGAAGUGGCCCCCAGCAUGUUCCUGUCGUCCUUUUCAGAGACGGUGGCCUUUUUCUUAGGAGCCCUGUCGGUGAUGCCCGCCGUGCACACCUUCUCGCUGUUUGCCGGGAUGGCCGUCCUCAUCGACUUCCUGCUCCAGAUCACCUGCUUCGUGAGCCUCCUGGGGUUGGACGUCAAGCGUCAGGAGAACAACCGGCUGGACAUCCUGUGCUGUGUCCACGGCGGCGAGGAUGGCGCCGGCCUCCAGGCCUCCGAGAGCUGCUUGUUCCGCUUCUUCCGAGACUCCUACUCCCCACUGCUGCUCAAGGCCUGGAUGCGGCCGAUCGUGAUGGCCGUGUUCGUGGGCGUUCUCUCCUUCAGCAUCGCCGUCCUGAACAAGGUGGAAAUUGGAUUGGACCAGUCUCUCUCAAUGCCAGAAGACUCCUACGUGAUGGACUAUUUCAGGUCCCUCAGCCAGUUCCUGCACGCGGGCCCACCCGUCUACUUCGUGGUGGAGGAGGGGCUGGACUACACAUCCCUGCAGGGGCAGAACCUGGUGUGCGGGGGCAUGGGCUGCAACAACGACUCGCUGGUGCAGCAGCUGUUCGACGCGGCCGAGCUGGAUGCCUACACCCGGAUCGGCUUCGCCCCCUCGUCCUGGAUCGACGACUACUUCGACUGGGUCAAGCCGCAGUCCUCGUGCUGCCGGGUCCACAGCAGCUCCGGGCAGUUCUGCAACGCCUCGGUGGCCGACCCUGGCUGCAUCCGCUGCAGGCCUCUGACUCCCGAGGGCAAACAGCGGCCCCAGGGGGGAGACUUCAUGCGGUUCCUGCCCAUGUUCCUCUCCGACAACCCGAACCCCAAGUGUGGCAAAGGGGGACAUGCUGCCUACGGGUCGGCCGUUAACAUCCUGGGCAAUGACACAGGUGUGGGCGCCACCUACUUCAUGACCUACCACACCGUGCUCCAGACCUCUGCUGACUUCAUCGACGCCAUGAGAAAGGCCCGGCUCAUUGCUGGUAACAUCACCCAGACCAUGAGCCAGGGAGGAAGCAACUACCGCGUAUUUCCAUACAGUGUGUUCUACGUCUUCUACGAGCAGUACCUGACCAUCAUAGAGGACACCGUCUUCAACCUCUGCGUGUCCCUGGGGGCCAUCUUCCUGGUGACCGUGGUGCUGCUGGGCUGCGAGCUGUGGUCUGCGGUGAUCAUGUGCGUCACCAUCGCCAUGAUCCUGGUCAACAUGUUUGGUGUCAUGUGGCUGUGGGGCAUCAGCCUGAACGCGGUCUCCCUGGUCAACCUGGUCAUGAGCUGCGGCAUCUCGGUGGAGUUCUGCUCCCACAUCACCAGGGCCUUCACAGUGAGCCCGAAGGGCAGCCGCGUGGCGCGUGCAGAGGAGGCGCUCUCCCACAUGGGCAGCUCCGUAUUCAGUGGAAUCACACUUACAAAAUUUGGAGGGAUUGUGGUGUUGGCCUUUGCCAAGUCUCAGAUCUUCCAGAUAUUUUACUUCAGGAUGUACCUAGCUAUGGUCUUGCUGGGAGCCGCGCACGGGCUGGUCUUCCUUCCUGUCCUCCUCAGCUACAUAGGGCCAUCCGUAAAUAAAGCCAAAAGCCUGGCCACGCAACAGCGACACAGAGGCACAGAGAGAGAGCAGCUCAAUUUCUAGCCCCUCACGGGGCCUGGGGACUUGGAACUGUGUCUGCGGGUCGGUCAGUUCCCUGGUGGAAGGAGCUGCGUUGUCAGGUUAAGUUGAACACGGGACGUCACCAGACUCAGGCGAUGGAUCUGACAGCAGCCGCUCUGGCCACGCGCCUGUCCACUCAGGAAUGUGUUACUAACCCUGGAGGCAGCCCUGGACGCGUCUCCAGUUCGCCCGGCAUGAAACCCGACUCUCAGCGAGGGAAGGUUGACACUGGAUGCUGUGGAGGCGCUCGGCUCCCUGGCCGUCGUGAAGGCCAAUCAGUGCAAUACUGCUCCUUUUUGAGGAGUGAGCCACCACACAAAUUCCACCGCAUUUUUAGUAACAUUUGAGGAUGUUGCAGGUACUUUAUUAUAGUAUUUUGUAGUUUAAAGAGCUUUAUUAAUGCAAUAAAUUAACUUUAUACAUUUUA
Messenger RNA from Myotis brandtii (Brandt's bat), 4330 nucleotides. It is a transcript of the gene NPC1, whose product is annotated as Niemann-Pick disease, type C1. Gene Ontology annotation, cellular component: membrane. The record is from RefSeq and is a predicted model, not a curated record. Lineage: Eukaryota; Metazoa; Chordata; Mammalia; Chiroptera; Vespertilionidae. Gene Ontology annotation, molecular function: lipid carrier activity.